Molecule: messenger RNA, 7227 nt
Organism: Symbiodinium natans
Lineage: Eukaryota; Dinophyceae; Suessiales; Symbiodiniaceae
Source: the annotation of a GenBank genome assembly
AUGCUCUGCCCGAGAGGUCACGCGACUACUUCCGAAGGAAGAAAGCUUGGCCUCUUCUCGAGGCGUUACUGUGAUGUCUGCAACGAGAAGGUAUCGCGGCGAGGCGGAAUUUACCACGAGUGUACCGCUGGUUGCGACUUCCGUGUUUGCAGCAUAUGCAAGAAGGAGGCCGAGAAGAGCAACUAUUUUGUGGAGCCUUGCACUUUCACCUUCCCUGGCGGCCUUGGCCCUUUCAGCAUUCAGCGAACGAGCCUCCAGGGCCCAGACCUCUUUCAAAGCGACCGUCGGGGGACUUGGAUUUUGCACGAGGCAUUCUUCCAACGCGGGCGAAGUCUAAAGAGAUGCUGGCAAGCUCUGCUUGCGAACGGUGUUGCUGUAGAACUGCCAAACGGGCGUGCCGGCAUCACCGUAGAGCUUUCGCCCAUGGCUCCAACCAAGCUUGUCUCAGAAGUGCGCAGGGCAAACCGUAUCCCUGAUGUCGCCGGAGUGCUGGUCGCAUGGAUGUACGCUCUGCAGCUUGAGUGGCACAUCAUCUUAGGGGACUCCGACAGAGAGGAGGAAGAUGGCACAGCGGCUGACUGGUCCUUUCUGACGGUUGGAGGCUUUGUUCUCCUGCAAACGGAUGAAAACAAACAGCUCCAAGUCCUGUGCGCAAACUCUGUAUCUUUUCAUCCAAGUGGCCCGAUGCAGUUUUCUGCUCCACAGCCGUGGUGCGCCGAGUGGACUCGCAAGCUCGCCGAAGCUGGGCGCUUCCAGAAGGUCACCGUCCAAAAGUGGGCCAGCGCCGGUGCCCGAUACCUUUGCUGGAUCUGCCCCGAGGAGAAAAUUCUGAGGCCCGGAGCUCGGCACGGCGGCUUCGUCUUCCUGUUUCACGAUCUCGAUGAGGAGGAUGCAGGGGGCCGGGAUCGCUUCUUUGAAAUCGUCGGGGCACCUGUGACCAGCGAAGCUCGCACCCAAGAGCUCCUCUCGCAGAUCCCCAAGCGGUCUUCCCAGCCGGAAGUUCUGCAAUCUGCCAUUCCGUUUCGAGUGGUGGGUGAGGUUCCUGCAUCUUCCAAGCACAUGGAGGACAUCCGCCAGCGCUGCUUUAAGGCUGCAUCCGACGGGCGCUGGUCCCUGCUGGCGCACAUCUUGGUGGAAUUCCCUCAGGUGGUACAGGCUCAAGACAGCGCAGGUCAGACGGUUCUCCACAAAAUUGCCGUUGGACGCCCAAAGACGCGGCGAGCCACAGAACUCCUACGUCUGAUUCACUCACAUGGUGGGGACCUUGAGGCACAGGACACGACUGGGCAGAAGGCAUACAAUCUGGGCGACCAAAUUUUUAGAGCCCAAGCCUGUGAAAUCUGGGGCCUCGUUCCUGAUCUCUUUGCUGAUCCAGAGGUUUGGUUCGAUUACUGGGACGCGAAUAAGGAUGGACAUCUGUCUCCAGAGGAGUUGGUGCCUGCUCUCGCGGCUGCUUACCAGGUCGGCGAGCUUGGUCGACAGUGGAUCGAGAGCUACGUGAACACUCACUAUCGCGAGAUGGCCGCACUCGACCCAAAUGCUCUCCUCACCAAGUCUGCCUUCCUAGCGAACGAUGGCCUCCUGCAUAAGCUGCAGUCCAGUGAGGAGUUCAUCAGUCUGCGUGGGCAAGAAGACAGUCCUGGCAAGAAGCUACCAGCUCUAUUCAAAACAGAAGGUCGCAAGAAGCCUACAGCAGCCGACAAGGAGGCCGUAAAGAAGUUCAGCAAAGCUUUGGAAGAUCUACGAACGAAGAACGGAUGGGACCGGCCCGGCCAUGCAGCGCCCUCCCAUGCAAGGUUGUUGGAAGUGUCCGGGCCCUUCCCUGGUGGAGAUUCGGACCCUGAACAUCGCAUGAAGGCGGCCAAACAGAUGCUGGCAUGGUCCUUCGCAAAAACAACUGCCCGAAGCGGGAAAGAGUGGAUGCAUGGCUUCAAAAUACAGUUCACGGGAGAUGACGCUGGUAUCGACCAUGGGGGACUGACGAAGCGCUGGGUGCAGGAAGUGGGCCAUGCCUUGUGGGGGAGCGAAGAUUUUUUCGAUACGAAAGCCUCAGGCAGCUUCUUUAAGCCCGACAACAUCUCAGACAUGCGGAUCCAUGCCUUCCACGUCAAGGCCCAAUCUUUAUACCGAUGGGUGGGCCGCUUUCUUGCAUACGCCUUGUAUCAAGGCUGUGUCUUGGACUGUGCUCUGAGUCCCUGGGCCCUACGCUGGCUCAUCCGCGUGAUCGAAACCCAAGCUGCGUUGCCCCCGGCCCUGGCGGCCGUGGCGGGAGAUUGGCAGCGGGAGGGCGAGGACGGCCGCAUCGCCACCAUCUCGGGAACCAUCCUCCUGAGCCAUGCAGAUGAGAGCGGCCUGCCCCCGCAGAUUGCGCUGCAGGUAGCACCAGGUGAUGCCAUCCAGGCGGACUUUGAUGGAGAAUCUCUGAAGGCAAAGCUCUCACACGGUCGGCUGCGGUGGAGCGAUGGUGAUGUGUGGGUUCGAUGCUUCGACUGCCCCGUGCCUCGCCAUGCUGCGUUGCCUGUGUGGGAUGAUACGCCGACGGGUGACGACCAACUUUUAGAGGAUCUCGCCACUAUGGAUCCAGCCUUUGCCAACAGCCUCUGGAGAGUGAGACACGAAAUGCCGGACGAGGAUUUGCAAUGGCUGACCUUCUCCUACGCUGGCAGGGAGCUUGUUCCAGGAGGUGAUGACAUCGAGGUUUCCCCCGAGAACAAGGCAGAGUAUGUUCGCCUCUGUUGCAAGGCGGCCCUGUUGUACUCAUCCCAAAAGGCGCUGCAGGCAUUCAGCGAUGGCUUCUUUGACGUGCUUCCUCCGAGUCUCUUCGACGGAGCUCCGGCAGACGUUUUCCAGUGGCUCCUGCUUGGCGAUGCUCAGAUUACAGAUGAGCAGGUCGAGAAGCUGGAGCAGGUUCUCGUGCCGGAUGGCCUGGUCCCAAAGCACCUGAAGGACACCAAAGAGCUCCAGACAUCUUUGGCUUGGCUCUUUCAGAUCAUACGGAGGGGCGACUCCAAGUUUAGGUCAAGACUCCUGGAAUUCUGGACUGGGAGUGAUCGCUUACCGCUUGGGGGCGUUGAAGCCAUCGAGCCGAAGCCCAGGCUGCAGGUGAUGAUCUCGCAGGAGAAGCCGCUGUUUUGCGCAAACUUCGCGUGGGAAGUGCAAUUGCCAAAUGGCAACUGGUCGUCGUACAGCCCCGAAAUCAGCGGAAGCCUCAACAACAUCCUUGAAGCUGGUUUGAGGAUGAUGGAGUUCCAGGUUGGCCGCAACAUGUAUGUCAUAGACAUCCGUGCGAAGGUUCAGGUCAACCGCCGGACGGGAGAGCAACGUCGAGUUCGACGCAGAAAGAUUGACAUGGAUGCUGAUGAGCGAACGACGCUGGCAGUGGUGAAGAGGAUCGAUUCGUGGCCCGCAACUCGCCUUCCCGAGGGGCACACUUGUGGAAACGAGCUCUGGAUUCCGCUCUGCGACUCCGAGGAAGACUUGGCCAAACUCUCAGCCAUGCUGGGCGGUCCCCAUGGCUUUCAUCUUUGGCUAGUUUGCAGCCGAGCCCUCAAGCUGUUGAGCACGGAUGCCGUUUCCGUGCAGCGCUGUGCCCACUGGUCCGAAGUGCCCAGGCGAGCCGCUGUGGUGGACUCCCAUGGCUCGGCCACCAUGCGUUCCUUGAUGCGCCAGGAGGACCAAGGCAAUGCAGAGGACGACGACCACGAGCCAGGCAAUGUUGAUGGACUCUGGGCGAGGUUCUUCGGUGCCACUGGUUCUUCUGUUUCAGAUCUGGUCGGCUCAUCCGCAGAUUCUGUGGCCAAUGCCACAGAUGCACAUGCGAGCACAACGUCAAGCAAUUCAAGCUCUGCUCAAAACGCCAGCAAACUGGCCAACGCAACUCUUGGCGUCAUUGCCAAGCUCACUUCCGCCAACAUCUCGGAGACGACCUUCUCUGAUGAGGACUGUGAAGACACCUGGCAGCCGGAGUGGAGCUCGAAUAUUCCGGAGGAGAACUGUCAAGAGUGGGCACGCGACAGUGAAUGGGGAGCUUUGUCAAGCGCUACGUCCCUCAAAGUUGCAUGUAAAGGUGAGUGGGCCCAGAAGAACUGCAUGGCUACCUGUGGGUGUGAGGUCGUGAAGAGCUUGCAGCUAGACAAGGCUAUCCACGAAGCGGCAGGAAGGCUUGGCUAUAACUCCCAGGAGGACUCUCAGUUGCAAGACCUCUUGGAUGGUAUGGACCUUGCCGCCAAGAAGUCUCUGGUGCACGUGCUGCACCCUCGCUGCAAGGGAGUGGCGGACAAAUUCUGUGAAGUGUUAGCACAGGCAAGCAGUUCCUUGAUCUACAUCGAGUUUGCUAACAUGCCUUCAAUGUACAACCAAAGCCAAAGCCAAGGCAGGAAGCUCAUAUGGCGGAUUCGUGCCGGCACCUCCACUUCGGCACCUGUGACGGAAGAGGACGUUCUCCAGAUGGCUGCGGAUGUGGGCUUAAAGAAGGAGGACAUCAUUGCCAUAAAUGCAACCCUCGAUGAUAUCAAGCCGGAGCUUCACGAUGAGAUCUUCACCGCAGUGAAUGCAGCUCGUCAGAAGUUUCGCAGGACCGGAAAAGCCAUCGUGCGACACCUGAGAAAUUUGAGCAGACCCAGCCGGGACCUCUUGCCCACGGCGGACGAGCAGAAUGAGUUCGUAAUCCAAGCGGACCUCUGUUACCAGCGGAAGGCUCGCUUGAUGACGGUAAGCCUUCCGGUCCAGCGAAUCGUGUCCUUCAUUGAGUCCAGGGCACAGGACUACAAAUUACUCGAUUUUCGUGCUGGAGAGGUCACAAACGAAGGCUCCGACUGUGGGGCGCUUGCUGCUACCAGCGUGGACAGAAAAGGUGAGACGCGCUUGCCGAAGACGGGAUAUCAGGAUCUCUUUUGGUUGGCAGGAAUGUUCGGGAGCAAGUACGUCAACAGCACGCGUGGAGCGGAGGUGGCGGUGAAGGUUUCUCAGCUGGUCUUUCACGAAUUCCGUGAUAACGGCGACGUCAUCGAGUACAGCAUCUUGCUUCGACAGUGGGCGGUGCUAGCUUCCAGCAGAGAACUCACGUAUUUGUGGUCGUGGAUCAUUGACUUGGAAGGAGCCGUUUUGACCGCAUUCCUGUGGGCGCAAGCGAAGAGAUUGACACCUGCACUUCCUUCCACCAUCCUGGCAGGCGAAAAGCGGACUGGCGAAGACGCGGAUGAGAAGCGGCAACAAAGCAUGGCUCAGCUUGCAGACCCUGGUGCAUGGAAUUCCGUCUUUUGCGACUAUCUUUGGAAUUCGGUUCUGUCACUGGCUUGUAGCGGAAGCGGUUGCGCUGAGGAGAAGCUCCUGUACACAGCAGUGAUGAACUUCGAGGCCAGGCCCUGUCAGAUCAGUGCUUGUUUGCAAGUCUGCCGCAAUGUCGUGGCGCACGGGGAGCAAGUCAGUCAAAUCUUCUGUCCUGUCUCCAAGCAAAUCCCGUGGAGAUCGUUGAGCUUCGUGAGAGAGUCGAAUUUCACAAGAGCACUGACGGGUGGGUCCGUAUUCGCCAUGGCUGCAGACACGCACGUGUUGUUAUGUGUCUUGGUGGCGCUGAUGCUCCCACGUCGGCUUCAGCAGAAGCUGAGCCCCAUUCACGAAAUGCUGCGACAGCCUUUCGGCGGCCGGCUGCGCUUAAAUGCUGCCUGGACUGUGCUGUGUUUCACACUGUCAGUUCUGACCUGCCGACGUUGGGGCAUUGAGAUGUGGCAGAGGGGAGUUCGUGGCAUGAUGUCUCUCAUUAGCAAGGAGGCCCUGAGAUCCAUUUGUGCGCUGCCCUACAUCCGCACCAUUGUGAGCAGGGAGGUCGCCAAGGAGCUAGCAGCCAUCGAGGCGAAGCUCCACGGCAACGGGGACCCGACGGCACUGCUGGAGCUUCCAAUGCAAGGAGUGCCUUGCACUGAGAUCCUCCAACGAAUCCAGCUGGCGAGACAAGCCGAAUCUGCAGAAUACGUGGAUGUCGCCAAGAAGUGGGCUGGCAUUUACCACUCACCUGUUGGGGAGCUGGUUGAUCUGCAGAACAAGGUCUGGAGCAUCUAUAACUGCUCCAACACAUUGUACGAGGGGGUGUUUCCCUCUGUGCGAAAGUAUGAAGCCGAACUGAUCAGUUGGGCAGUUCAUCUGCUGAACGGCUCAAGCCCUGCUUGUGGUUUGCUGACGUCCGGCGGAACGGAGUCGGUGCUGCUCGCUGCACUGAGCUACCGUGAGCUCGGGCGGAGCCGGGGAAUUGCAACACCUCGCAUUUUGGCCGCGAACACCUGUCACCCCUGCAUUGUCAAAGCAUGCCACUACUUCGGGAUGAACUUGACGAAGAUAGCCGUGGACGAGUCUACGGGCUUUGCCUUGACGGCCAAACACGUACGAAGUCACAUUACCGGAGAUGUUGUUUGUAUCUACGCCUCCGCACCUACAUUUCCCCAUGGCGUGGUGGAUCAUGUGCAAGACCUUGGGGUGCUAGCCGCAUCAAGGGGCAUUGGUCUGCACGUGGACAACUGUUUGGGUGGAGUUCUGUUGUCAUACAUGGACAUCCAGUCCUUGAAUCAAGGACAUCAGCCCUGGGACUUCCGGGUUCCUGGAGUCAGCUCCAUCAGCGUGGACAUUCACAAGUAUGGCAACGCCUCGAAAGGUGUGAGCGUGAUCGCCUUCCGAAACCCAGCGCUCCGGCGUCAGACCUAUGUCCCUGUCACGGAUGGCUGCGAAGGCCUAUACGUCACACCCACCAUGCAAGGUGCCCGUGGAGGGGCUGUUAUCGCGCAGGCAUGGGCCACCAUGCUGUGCUUCGGAGCAGCUGGCUAUGCCAAGUUUGCAGCUCGCAUCCACAAGGCCCACAUGCUGUACCAGGAUGUUGUAAAUGCCAUUCCUGGCUUGCACGUGCUUUGCAAGUGCCACGCCUGCAUUGUACCGGUUGGGUCCUCAAAGUAUAACAUCUAUGCCGUCGCCUCGCUCCUAGAGGAGAAAGGCUGGAACUUGGCGACGGGACAGUCUCCUCCUUGCCUUUCAAUCUGUAUCGGAGAGAGGCACGACCAAAUCGUCGAUUCAUUCGAGGCUGAUCUGCGGGCAGCUGUUGAGUUUCUGGACAACACGCCGUCCUACAAACCCUCUGGGGCGGCAGCGGUCUAUGGGUCGAUGCCGACUACACCCACUGCGGUAUUGGAAGAGGUCGUCCGAAGCUACGUGGAUAUGCGUAUGUCAGUAAAGCCAAGAUCCUAA